AUGGCAGAUGACAAAGUACCACCACCCCGCCAAAUCCUCCCGCGACUCCGAGUUACAUCGCACUCGUUUGCCGAUGUGUCGAACGGAAGUAUUGCGAAUGUCACCCAACGCACGGUGUCUUCAUCAUCUAUGAUGAGUACACCCAGCAACAACAUACGAAGGGUUCAGCAACGAAAUGGGUUCCGCCAGCGCACUGGCAAUCCUGAAUUACGUCCUCGAGACAUUCCCGCAGGCGGGAACGCAACUCGUAAGAUUCUCAAUCUUCAGCAGCUGAGGAAGACAUAUCUGAAUCCCAAGCCGUUUGUGCUACGUAAACCUAUCAACAUGACCAAGUAUGACUACUCGGUUUUCAGUGAACAUCCCAUGGGACUGUCUCUAGAAGAAGAUGAAUUGCCACCUCCUAUUAAGGAAUCGCAGAUCCGUGCCUGGGAAUCGGCGGAGAAGAUCAGUGCUAACAUUAUCUUCGAGAACACGCAAUCCUCUUCUUCGGGGACCUUUGGCAUUUUUGAGGAUGUCAACAAGGAAAUGGAUACAAGCUUAGACGAAGAGUUACAUGCUGAGGCAGAAACGAGCAUCAAUCGAGGGAAUUCAUCCCCAUCUUCGCGUGCCAGAGAAGAAACGCUCCAAUCGGUCCCAGGCUAUACAAAAGGAGAGCUUAAGGUUCUUCUCGAGAAUUUUGACAUCUUAAAGAACAGUAGCAUAGAAGUUAGUCCGGUCGAAUACGAGGAUACCUUGGCCAAUGCCUUGUGGGUAUACCGACAAAGGGAGAGUGGGUCGCAGGAGCGUGAGUUCAUUGCCAACCACUCCAUCUCUGGCAAACGCAAAGUUCAAGUGUAUCAUAAGAAGGAGUUCCUACGCAAACUCUUUGGCUACUCCAACAAUGUGAAUCUCGAUUUCAUCACAAACAAUUCUUCAUACUCUGCCUUUGACAAUAUUGCGAAUGUCCAAAAGGCGUUCCACGAAGACAAAGAUGAGAUGCUUGGCCUCCUAGAAGAAGAUAAGUUGUUUGAAGAGAUGAUAACUGCAACCAGAGCUAGAUUCCGUGCUAAGGCAGCCAUUGAAGACUCCGCGAGUGGCACCGAGUUGGACACCUCACAUCUACUAGAUUUGACGCAGUCAUGGCUCACAUCUAACUACGAUAAGGAGAACGAGGAUAUUUCCUGCUCGAGGGAAUCAGUAAUGGAAGACGAUGAGGGAGACCAGGAAAUGGUGACGUUCACCAUAGCACAUCUAAAACGUUGUGUUAAGAAAGCCGUUGAAGAAGUGAGUUGA
This is a messenger RNA of Sungouiella intermedia, 1272 nucleotides long. The record is from the annotation of a GenBank genome assembly. Lineage: Eukaryota; Fungi; Ascomycota; Pichiomycetes; Serinales; Metschnikowiaceae.